Trichophyton benhamiae CBS 112371 is the source of this 363-nucleotide messenger RNA. RefSeq lists its product as uncharacterized. Bases 1 to 363 code for a protein of 120 amino acids. The transcript has 2 exons. Lineage: Eukaryota; Fungi; Ascomycota; Eurotiomycetes; Onygenales; Arthrodermataceae. The record is from RefSeq and is a predicted model, not a curated record.
AUGGUGGUGACAGGCGACGGUGGAUCCUGGGCCGGCGAGACCCCAGCGGCGGAGGGAGGAACUCAAGGCCAGCAGCGCAUGGACGACGCCUGUCUCUCGUCUCGCUGGCUGGCUGGCUGGCUGGCGAGGAGACGAGGAAGCCAGCUGAGAGAGAGCAAGCAGAGAACAACAACCAGAGAAGAGACAGCAGAGAGUCAAGAGUCAAGAGUCAAGAGGAAGAAGAAGAAGAAGAGAAGAGAGGAAGAAGAAGAAGAAGAAGAAGACAGUAAGAGAGAGAGAGAGAGAGCGAGAGAGCGAGAGAGUGACGAGAGUAAAGAGAGAGAGAGAAAGAAGAGAAAAAGCAAGGAAAAGGCGGGCUGUUAG